Propithecus coquereli (Coquerel's sifaka) is the source of this 1531-nucleotide messenger RNA. RefSeq names its product ring finger protein, transmembrane 1 (gene RNFT1). The transcript has 9 exons. Gene Ontology annotation, cellular component: endoplasmic reticulum. Bases 223 to 1419 code for a protein of 398 amino acids. Gene Ontology annotation, biological process: positive regulation of ERAD pathway. Gene Ontology annotation, molecular function: ubiquitin protein ligase activity. NCBI's taxonomy places the organism in Eukaryota, Metazoa, Chordata, Mammalia, Primates, Indriidae. The record is from RefSeq and is a predicted model, not a curated record.
UUGAGGACGUCGGGGGAGCGCGCGCGCUGCCGCCCCCGCAGCCGCCGGGCCGGAGUUGCUGGUCGCGGGGAUUGCGGGUGAAGAUCUCGACUGAAGGGCUCGAGCCGGCGUGUGCUGCUGUUUCUGCUGUCGCCGCCGAGGCCUCCGUCCGCUCCUGGUCAUGAGAGGAGACAGAACCCUGAAGCAAAGAAAUCUGGAUCAGAGAAAAAGCAUUUAAGAGCCAUGCAAGGCAAUCGUAGCCAGCUGCACAGUCCCCCAGGACCCAGAGGCAGUGAGGAUGCCUCAGCCUCCCAGUGUAUCCAUACAAGAUUGACAGGAGAAGGUUCUUGUCUUCAUUCUGGAGAUGUUCAUAUCCAGAUAAACCCUACACCCAAAGAAUGUGCUGAAAAUCCAAGCUCCAGAAAUAUAAGGUCAGGUGUCCAUAGCUGUACCCAUGGAUGUGUACAUAGUCGCUUACGGAGUCACUCCCAUAGUGAAGGAAGGCAGCCUGAUGAUACUGCCACCGAGUCUGGAGAACAUGGUAGUAGCUCCUUCUCAGAAUUCCGCUAUCUCUUCAAGUGGUUGCAAAAAAGUCUUCCAUAUAUUUUGAUUCUGGGUGUCAAACUUGUUAUGCAGCAUAUAACAGGAAUUUCUCUUGGAAUUGGGCUGCUAACAACUUUUAUGUAUGCAAACAAAAGCAUUGUAAAUCAGGUUUUUCUAAGAGAAAGGUCCUCAAAGAUUCAGUGUGCUUGGUUACUGGUAUUCUUAUCAGGAUCUUCUGUUCUUUUAUAUUAUACCUUUCGUUCUCAGUCACUUUAUUACAGCUUAAUUUUUUUAAGUCCUACUUUGGACUAUUUGAACUUCUGGGAAGUACUUUGGAUUGUUGGAAUUACAGACUUCAUUCUGAAAUUCCUCUUCAUGGGCUUAAAAUGCCUUAUUUUAUUGGUGCCUUCUUUCAUCAUGCCUUUUAAAUCCAAGGGUUACUGGUAUAUGCUUUUAGAAGAAUUAUGUCAGUAUUACCGAACUUUUGUUCCUAUACCAGUUUGGUUUCGUUACCUCAUAAGCUAUGGGGAGUUUGGUAACAUAACUAGAUGGAGUCUUGGGAUAUUGCUGGCUUUACUCUACCUCAUACUAAAACUUUUGGACUUUUUUGGACAUCUGAGAACUUUCAGACAGGUUUUACGAGUAUUUUUUACACGACCAAGUUAUGGAGUAGCUGCCAGCAAGAGACAGUGUUCAGAUGUGGAUGAUAUUUGUUCAAUAUGUCAAGCUGAAUUUCAGAAGCCAAUUCUUCUCAUCUGUCAGCAUAUAUUUUGUGACGAGUGCAUUACCUUAUGGUUUAACAGAGAGAAAACAUGUCCACUGUGCAGAACUGUAAUUUCAGACCGUAUAAACAAAUGGAAAGAUGGAGCCACUUCAUCACACCUUCAAAUAUAUUAAACUGUAUAAACUAUUAAGGCCACAAAACACUAAUUUCAGUUGGUUACAGUGACUACUGAAUUUUCGGGCUAGAAGAAAAAUGUUUCCAGUUUUGGUAUAUAGUUAAGACUUA